Messenger RNA from Oryzias latipes (Japanese medaka), 399 nucleotides. RefSeq lists its product as uncharacterized. The record is from RefSeq and is a predicted model, not a curated record. Lineage: Eukaryota; Metazoa; Chordata; Actinopteri; Beloniformes; Adrianichthyidae.
AACUUUUUAAGCUCCUCUUGGUUGUUGGUUUCUCAUUCGGUGCCUGAAAAGAUGGGAGCUGAGACGUUUGUGGCUGUUUGUGUUCUGGCUGGUUUCCUCAGCAAAGGUUUAAGCUUACCAGUUGCUAGAGAAACCCAGAAUGCAAACCAUAAAAGGAUGGGAAGAAAAGCUGAUUUGGCUUUACAGAGCGGCUUUGAUCUCCUACAGUCACUGGAUUCCAGGUUGGAAAAUCUGGUUAAAGUACAACUGGAAACCAAUGAGGUGGAAACUCAAACGGCGCUCAGUCUAGACGCCGCCAGCAACCAGACUGCGUCCGACGCCGCCAGCAACCAGACUGCGUCCGACGCCGCCAGCAACCAGACUGCGAAAGUGGACCAGGGAGUCUCUCAGCCGCUUUGA